Leptosomus discolor (cuckoo roller) is the source of this 1535-nucleotide messenger RNA. The record is from RefSeq and is a predicted model, not a curated record. NCBI's taxonomy places the organism in Eukaryota, Metazoa, Chordata, Aves, Leptosomiformes, Leptosomidae.
CCAGGCACCGGCACGGGUGCUCAUGAUACAUGUGGUGUCCGACGGCUGAGAGCUGUGCUGGCCAUUGGCGAUGAUGAACAAGGUUAUGACCUGGACUUGUUCUGCAUACCUAAACAUUAUGCAGAUGAUUUGGAAAAAGUCUAUAUUCCUCAUGGGCUCAUCAUGGACAGGACGGAGAGACUGGCACGAGAAAUUAUGAAGGGCAUGGGAGGACACCACAUUGUAGCACUCUGUGUACUCAAGGGUGGCUAUAAAUUUUUUGCUGAUUUAUUAGACUACAUCAAAGCUCUGAACAGAAACAGUGACAAAUCAAUCCCCAUGACCGUCGACUUCAUUAGGUUGAAGAGUUAUUGUAACGAUCAGUCAACUGGAGAUAUAAAAGUCAUUGGUGGAGAUGACCUCUCAACCUUGACUGGAAAGAAUGUUUUGAUCGUAGAAGAUAUAAUCGAUACUGGUAAAACAAUGAAAACGUUGCUGUCUCUACUUAAGCAAUACAAUCCAAAGAUGGUGAAAGUAGCCAGUUUGUUGGUAAAAAGAACGCCUCGAAGUGUGGGAUAUCGGCCAGACUUUGUUGGAUUUGAAGUGCCAGACAAAUUUGUUGUGGGAUACGCCCUAGAUUACAAUGAAUACUUUAGAGAUUUGAACCAUAUCUGUGUGAUCAGCGAGACGGGGAAGCAGAAGUACAAAGCAUGAAAGCAUGGUUCGAGUGCUACGACACAGAGCUUUGAAAUGUUUUGUUUACUGAGUCCUAUCUUUCACAGGCUUCAACUCUGGUACACCAGCUGAAAUUGUAGAAUGCCCCAGCCCCGUUGUCCUAUGCUUACUAUAAUUUAUUGCAUGUACAAUGUCAGAGCUCGUCUUGUUCAUUUAUAUUUUAGAAAUGUAAGCAACUAGUGCAGUUCUGCACUCCUUAUUUUGAUUUGCACUAUGACUCUACCGACUAUUGCUGCCCCUGGUUGGGUUGUGCUGUUUGUGAGCUCCAGAGUCUAACUCUUGCAGUGGUAAAUUGCUUAAACCUCAUCAACCCAGAACUGAAAUAGUUCAAGUACUGUAAAUGUAAAACAUUUUAUGAUAGGGAAGUCUAUUAGUAAUAUUUUUAAAAUCUGUAAUUUAAGUUUUAUAUUUUAAUGCACAAAUGUGGUUGUGAUUAAUGGAUAGUUACACCUUUGGGUGUUAUAAAGCAUGAGGAGCAGCCAGUUACAGUAUCUGUAAUCUCCAAGGAGCUCGUUCAGAUCUCCUGGAGUUGCCUUAUUGCUGUAAAGGAAGUCUGGGUGAAAAAUGUUGUCUUUUUUUUCUUUUUUUUUUUUUUUUUAUUGAAAGGAGGUGGAAUGACAAAACAGAAUGUUUAAAAUCUAGUUUUAGUUGAGCUGCCUGUUUCUGUUAGAUUUUUUUUUUCUCUAAAAAUAUCCAUCAGUCAGUGGAAUUGCCUUUAAAUUCAAAACAGUUUUAAUAUAUUUGUGGAAAAGUAUGGUAAUGUUUACUUUAUAAGAUCUCAAAACAAAGUACUUUAAAUAAAGGCUGUCUCUUUAAAAUAA